Sander lucioperca (pikeperch) is the source of this 1085-nucleotide messenger RNA. RefSeq names its product 6-phosphogluconolactonase (gene pgls). Gene Ontology annotation, molecular function: 6-phosphogluconolactonase activity. Gene Ontology annotation, biological process: pentose-phosphate shunt; carbohydrate metabolic process. The record is from RefSeq and is a predicted model, not a curated record. The transcript has 6 exons. Lineage: Eukaryota; Metazoa; Chordata; Actinopteri; Perciformes; Percidae. The coding region runs from base 167 to 928 and encodes 253 amino acids.
CUGACCAGAAUGCAGUGUGGUCUAAACACAGAAUGUGAUUGGCUGGUGAGAAAACGUUUUAGGAAGUAGCGCGUCGGAUUACGUUUUUGCCGACUGAAAUUCCUCCUCAUGACAAUCUGCUGUUGAGAUUCCCACUAAAGAACAACUUUAUUCAGAAAACUCUCUCAUGGCUGGCAGAAGAGUUGUGGUCUUCCCCUCCUCAGCGGAGCUUGGACCGGUGCUGGCCCAACUGGUGAAAUCUCGGGCUGAGAAGGCCAUCAUCUCUCAUGGCCGGUUCACCCUGGGGCUCUCUGGAGGAAGUCUUGUGUCCAUGCUCAGCAAAGAGCUGCCCGCCCUGCCAGACCUGGACUGCAGCAAGUGGGUGGUUGCUUUCUGUGACGAGCGACUGGUUUCCUUCGAUGAUCCUGAGAGCACCUAUGGGCUGUACAAGGGUCAGUUGUUUUCCAAGGUCAACAUUCCUGACAGUGGGAUCUUAACCAUUGACUCCUCUCUGGCAGUCAACGAGUGUGCUGAGGACUAUACCCGCAAAUUGAAGGAGGCCUUCCCAGAUGGUGACUUCCCAGUGUUUGACCUGUUACUGCUGGGUAUGGGACCUGAUGGACACACCUGUUCCCUCUUCCCAGACCACCCUCUCCUGGAGGAAACCAAGAAGAUUGUGGCCCCCAUCAGCGACUCUCCCAAACCACCGCCACAGCGCGUAACUAUGACCUUUCCAGUGGUGAACUCUGCACACUGUGUGGCUUUUGUAUCAACAGGAGGAAGCAAAGCACCCGUUUUAAAGGAAGUGCUAGAGGGUAGAGAGGGUCCAGCGUUUCCAGCGGCCCGUGUUGUCCCGACUAACGGCGAGCUGUUCUGGCUUGUUGAUGACCCUGCAGCUGCCUCCUUAACUAUCCAGGUAGAAAGGCUAGGCUCGGGGGCCAAACUCUAGAGCUUUCCAUCUGCCAAAUGAAGGCUUAAGGUCAACACUGGUGUGAAAACCUGAAUGAAGGAACUGAAAAAUGGUGCAAAACAUUCCUACUUUCACAUUCAAAUGGUUUAUGUAGGUGAGAUCGUAAGAGAGGAAAUGGAGAUGAACAAAAAAAAAA